Molecule: messenger RNA, 402 nt
Organism: Dendrobium catenatum
Lineage: Eukaryota; Viridiplantae; Streptophyta; Magnoliopsida; Asparagales; Orchidaceae
Exons: 4
Coding region: 1-402 (133 amino acids)
Molecular function (GO): nucleic acid binding; RNA-DNA hybrid ribonuclease activity
Source: RefSeq, a predicted model, not a curated record
AUGUCCAAAUUCUGCAUUGUUGAAUUUGAUGGAUCUUCCAAAGGAAAUCCUGGAAAAGGAGGUGCUGGAGCAGUGAUACGCAAUUCCAUGGGAGAUGUGGUUGGUCGCGUGAACACGCCUUUAGGUUUUACUACCAAUAAUGCUGCAGAAUAUGAGGGCUUAUCUUUAGGAAUUCAGGAAGCUACUAAAAUGGGAUAUACACAGAUUCAAGCAAGGGGUGAUUCAAAGCUUGUUUGUAAGCAGAUUGAUGGAAGUUGGGCAGUUCGAAGCAGAAACUUGUAUGAACCUAACAAAAGGGUUAAUGAUCAGAUCAGAGGGCUGGACAAAUUUGAUAUUUACCAUGUUCCAAGUGAGUACAACACUGAAGCUGAUGCAGAAGCUAACAAGGCCGCCAACUUUUGA